Solanum tuberosum (potato) is the source of this 1488-nucleotide messenger RNA. RefSeq names its product pentatricopeptide repeat-containing protein At1g26900, mitochondrial. The transcript has a single exon. Gene Ontology annotation, molecular function: protein binding; RNA binding. NCBI's taxonomy places the organism in Eukaryota, Viridiplantae, Streptophyta, Magnoliopsida, Solanales, Solanaceae. Gene Ontology annotation, biological process: RNA modification. The coding region runs from base 1 to 1488 and encodes 495 amino acids. The record is from RefSeq and is a predicted model, not a curated record.
AUGCUUCGUAGCUAUUCAAUCAGUGAUGACCCACAAAAGGGUCUUGUAUUUUUCAACUAUAUGAGGGAACAAAAUGUUGUUCUUGAUCAGUUUGCUUUUGUUUCUGUGCUCCGAUCUUGUAUGCGUUUAUUGGAGAAAUGGACUGGUCUAGCUGUUCAUUCAGUUGUUUUGAGAUCUGGGUUUGAUUUGUUUCUUGAUUUGAAGAAUACCCUUUUGAAUUUUUAUUGUGUUUGUGGGGGAAUCCGUUGUGCACACCAACUGUUUGAUGAAUUUUCGACGAGGGAUUUGGUUUCCUGGAACACCUUGAUGGGUGGCUAUCUUUGUGUACGUGAUUAUUCUGCUGUUUUGGAUAUGUUUGUAGAGUUGCGUAGGGAUGGUAUUUCUGCUAGUGUCACGACGAUGUUGUGUGUUUUGUCUGCGAUUGGUGAGUUAAGGAUUGCUUUGGUAGGGGAAUCCCUGCAUGGUUAUUGCAUAAAGAUUGGAUUUUGCGAUAGUUUGAAGGUGCUAACUGCUUUGAUAUCUAUGUAUGGGAAGAUAGGCUGCAUUAGUUCAGGCCGUAGUCUAUUUGAUGAAGCUUAUCCGAAAGAUGUUGUCUUGUGGAACUGUUUGAUAGAUGGAUAUGCUAAAAACGGGUUGCUAGAAGAGGCAUCGUUUCUAUUGAGGGAAAUGAAGGUUCAAACAUUGAAGCCGAAUUCGUCAACCUUGGCAAGUUUGCUUUCCUCUUGUGCUUGCUCCGGAGCUCUUAAUAUGGGUGAAUAUAUUCAGAACUUUGUGGAAGACCAGCAGUUAGUUUUGGAUCCAGUUCAUGGAACGGCAUUGAUCGAUAUGUAUGCUAAGUGUGGGUUGCUUGUGAAGGCAGUUAAUGUUUUUGACAGUAUGGAGACUAAAGACGUGAAGUGUUGGACUGCAAUGAUAAUGGGUUAUGGGGUACAUGGGGAGGCAAAGGAUGCUAUUGCACUCUUCCACAGAAUGGAGGAUGAAGGUUUUAGGCCUAAUGAAGUGACUUUUUUGGCAGUAUUUAGUGCUUGUAGUCAUGGGGGACUGGUGGCAGAGGGCAUCAGCUGUUUUAGGAAAAUGAUCCUAGAAUAUGGCUUGACUCCUAAAAUUGAGCAUUAUGGAUGUUUGACUGAUAUCUUAGGUCGUGCUGGAUUGCUUGAAACAGCACGAGAACUAAUAAAAGGUUUGCCCAUUGAGGGGGAUGCUACUGCAUGGCGUGCCCUACUAGCAGCAUGCAGAGUCCAUGGUAGUGUUGAGUUGGGAAAACAAGUGACGAAAGAACUAGGACAGAGAUUUGGCGAACACCCUGCUGAUGCACUACUUCUGAAUGGUACUUAUGCGAUCGCUGGGAUAUUGCCCGAGGAGAGAGACAUGUUAGAGGUGAAGGCAAAAGAGGUGGGAUCUUCUCUCAGUGGGAAGAAGGAAGCUGGAUGCAGCUCAAUUGAAUUAUGUGAUCAUAGCCAGAUUUUUCUUAGCCAAUCAGUACGCUAG